AUGGCAUCAAAACGGCUUCGGUCGAACGUUGACGUAGUGGGCAGCAUCAACGAGUUGCUGAAUCUUCCGGUCCGCUCUCCACCGCACGGGGAGGAAUGCCUCCACACUAAAUCGUCCAGUUGUCAGCCGAACUCGUCACUGCAAGUCACAGCAACCGACGAUGUGCGCACGACUGCGUUAAAGCGCCUUCGGACCUCUGAAUCUUCCGCUGGUGUGUCGUCCCGCAGCCCCAGCUCCGCCUCGCCUUCCUCGCCACGCACGACAAGCGACAGCAUCGGCGGCGAUGAACUCGACCUGCUGCGGCGCAAGGACGAGGAAGUGGCCGACAUGGCACUGUUUCUCGCGAAGGCCGUCGGUGAGACGUCGUCGUGGCACUCCCUCGCGGAGCUUGUCAGCCUUCUCGACCGUAUUGGUGUGUCACGUGUGGCGUUGGCAUUGAAGCGAGUGGGUGGACAGACCACUUUUGUGGGCAAUCUGCAUCAGGCGACUUCGUUUACGGACAAUGAUCGCCGAAUCGCCGUUGCGCUCUUUUCCAGUCUCAUGGCCCACGUCGACGCGGAGGCGCUAUUCCAAGAGUGCGUGGUGACGUUUCUAGUCAAGUCUUUGAUUCCUGCGGACGCGCCAGAAGCGUCACCUGCUCUUGACCGCAGCACCGCAUCUCAUUGGUCGGUGCGUCGGAAUCAGAAAGGAACGGCGCAGCAACCGUCAUCCGGCAACUCGCGCGGCGUGGCAGACGGCCUCGAGGGCCACGUUGCGAGACUGUGCGGGGGUGCAGCGGAGAGCGUUGGAAGCUAUGAGGACAAAAGCUGCGCCUCACUCGCUCUCCGCUCUCUCCUGACAAUUUUGUUCGUCUACAACAGGAGUCCCCACCUUGCUGCCCCGCGACACCUCUCCGUGCCGCUCCUCUUCGCCAACGCCGGUGGGCUCCAGCACCUAGGCAAGCUUUUGAGCGACAGGGACACGCAAGAGCAUGCACUGUCGUUGCUAGAGGUCCUGACAGCAACGGAGGAGCUCACUCCGGAGAAUGACAGGCUUUUAGCGCUUGUCCCUGCCCUUGUGGCGCAGCUGCGCACAAGUGCCGUCGAGGUUCCCGUGCUCAAGGUGCUCACAAACAUCACGAACAUCCUGCCGCACGCACUCUCUGCCACCGGCACCGUGGCGGCAUUUACGCAGUUUGCGCUUCAGACACUUUCACGUUCGCGGGCGGUCAGCACUCCUGACGAGGCAGAAAUCUUUGCCCUUUGCUGCACCAUCAACGUGGUAAAGUACGAGUCAAAGGAGACGGAGUGUGCGGAGGCAGAGCUUGCCUCAGCCCUUGUUGCUUCGCAUGAUACGGUGGUGUCCCUCGCGGGCGCAAUGAUGGAGAGUUACCGGUGCAGCAGCACGGAGCAACUGGUACGCAGUGGCUAUUACGCGCUUCUUCUAGGCGCACUCUCGUUGGUGCCUGUUGCCGAAGAGCAAGGUAGCAGCACGUUGCGCGUGCCCGUGAUGACGGCUGUGGCUAGGGUGUCGGAUGGCGAUUCCGUUGGGCCUACGGUGGGCCACCAACCCAUGCGCAUUGUUGUGGCCAUCAUUCAAGAGUUCCUCUUCUUUCAGAGCUCGGCGGGGACGCUGACGAAGGAGGCGCUGCAGGAGAUGAAGGCGCUGGUGGACCGCAUUAUCAGCAGCAAUCACAUUGACGUCGCUUCGGCCGGUGACCGCAGAACCACUACUGCGGAAACCUCCACUGCGGCGCCGACGGCCGAGGACGAUGACCUCAUGCUGGGCCAACUACUUUAG
Molecule: messenger RNA, 1779 nt
Organism: Leishmania mexicana MHOM/GT/2001/U1103
Lineage: Eukaryota; Euglenozoa; Kinetoplastea; Trypanosomatida; Trypanosomatidae
Exons: 1
Coding region: 1-1779 (592 amino acids)
Source: RefSeq, a predicted model, not a curated record